Molecule: messenger RNA, 2068 nt
Organism: Bombina bombina (fire-bellied toad)
Lineage: Eukaryota; Metazoa; Chordata; Amphibia; Anura; Bombinatoridae
Gene: TOR2A
Product: torsin family 2 member A
Exons: 5
Coding region: 29-964 (311 amino acids)
Cellular component (GO): endoplasmic reticulum; endoplasmic reticulum lumen; nuclear envelope
Molecular function (GO): ATP hydrolysis activity; ATP binding
Source: RefSeq, a predicted model, not a curated record
UUCCCGUGAUGCCAGGGGCCGGUAUAGCAUGGCGACCUGCUGCUUGCUGCAGUUUGUGCUAGUGGUUGCGGUGUCAGGUUGGGAGCUGCCCGCGCUCCCUUGUAGCUUGUACAGCCGGUGUGAGUGCGACUUCCAGCCCGACCUACUGGCGUUGGAUUGUGACUUUGCACGCAAUGUGUUUGGCCAGCAUCUGGCACGGGAACUGCUAGUUAAAGCCUUGACGGACUUUCUGGAGACAGAGGAGCCUUCAAAGCCCCUGGUUUUAUCUUUCCAUGGCUGGAGUGGCACAGGAAAGACUUUAGUGAGCUCCCUGCUUGUGAAUCACCUGUUCAGAGAUGGAAGCCGAAGUCCUCAUGUUCAUCGCUUCUCCCCAAUCCUGCACUUUCCUCAUAUCGAUAGAAUAAAGAGCUACAAGGAGGAUCUGAGACACUGGAUCCAGGGCAACCUCACCGCCUGCGGACGCUCUCUCUUUCUGUUUGAGGAGAUGGAUAAAAUGCCCCCAGGGCUGAUAGAUGAGAUUGUGCCUUUCCUCGGCCCUGAUUGGGUGGUGUACGGAUCCAACUACAGGAAAGCUAUAUUUCUAUUCAUCAGCAAUGCUGGUGGGGAGGAUAUCAAUCGGGUGGCAUUUGAGGCCUGGCAGAAUCGCAAAGACAGGGAAGAGAUUCAGUUGCGUGAUGUGGAAUCCAUCAUUUCCAACAGCGUCAUCUCUAACCGCAAUCAUGGCUUCUGGAAUUCGGAGAUCAUACAUGGUAAUCUCAUAGACGUGGUGGUGCCUUUCUUGCCGUUGCGUCCCAGCCAUGUCAAGCAGUGUAUACGGAACGAGAUGAAGCAGCAGGGAAUAGAGCCAGAAGAGGACAUUGUACGCUCUAUCGCAGAGAACCUUAUUUAUUUUCCAGAAGGCGAGCAUGUCUUCUCAUCAACGGGCUGUAAAACUGUGGCCUCUCGGAUAAGCUAUUUCUUGUGACUCUCUUGAAACUCAGAGACUUUAAUAAAACCGUUAUGGAAAACUGUGGUAGCAGUGAUAAGGUGGCUUUCUCCUGGCUCAUUGCCAAAUGUAAUGAUCCUCAUAUCUGACCUACUGGAUCUGGAUUGUUGUGUCUAUGUACAACGUAUCAGUUGUGCUUAUCAUAUAACCCCUUGGUAAUCCGCUGUAUUAGUGGAUGCAAACUCUGUACCUUAAAUAAUUAGUAGCUGUAGGAGCCAAAACUGCCUCAUAAGAAUAACACGGUUAUAGGGGUCAGGAAUAUUGAGGUUGGUGCCAGAUUACGUAACCACUUUGGCACAGAUUACAAGUGGCUUGCUAAUGCUAGAGUGGGACUUAAUAAGCAGUAUGUAACAUUAGCGCACAACUUGAUAUUACAAGUCUAUGGUAACUCAGAUUUCCAAGAAGGUUUAGAGCGACAGACAUCGCUUUAGCGCACCGGUUACAUUCUAUGAAUAUUGUGACUGCACUAAAUAUAUCUGAUAUUACAUGUUGAAAUGUAAGGGUUGCACUAUAAGAAUUAGAGACCUGAAGUGAACUGUAAGGGUUUAAGAAAAAAAUAAAAAUAAAGAAAAAUCACAAAACAAAAGUAAAAUAUUAAAAUAAAGUAUUACACUCAUAAAUACACAUUUUAAUAAAAAGAUAACAUUCAUAUUGAUAAAAGGGUUAAGGUGUGUAUGUAUGUAUACACACACUCUACAUACAUAUAUAAACACACACACACAAUACAUACGCACACGCGUGCACACACACUACAUACAUAUAUACACACACAAUACAUGCAUAUGGACAACAUACGAUUGGUGCACACAGACACAACCUUCUGUACGGAGCAGAUCAUACAGAUUAUUUUUAAGGUACGUUUCUUCAAAGACAUUCGUUAAGGUGAUUUCUCUACAAUUUUCCUUAAAAAAAUGAUUCUACUGGUGUGUAGUAAAUCAUCUGUUAGAGGACAAAAUCAGGGGUGUAUCACCCCUCUAGUUUUAACUUACAAUGAAGGAAUUCUGAUUAUUUUAUUAUGUGUUCAUAUUUCAUUCCAGGAUAACAAAAAAUAAUUUAUUUUGUUCAAUAAAAUUAUAAAAAUGA